Molecule: messenger RNA, 1296 nt
Organism: Hemisphaericaspora subhashii
Lineage: Eukaryota; Fungi; Ascomycota; Pichiomycetes; Serinales; Debaryomycetaceae
Exons: 1
Coding region: 1-1296 (431 amino acids)
Source: RefSeq, a predicted model, not a curated record
AUGACCCUUGUUUUGGUGUAUCAUCUACUAAACCGGUUUCCCAAGCGAGUUGAUAAUCUGUCUGCGAACGCUCUGUCUGUUGAAAACAGUACAGUCAAUCCAAAGAAUACGACAAGAAAGAAUAUUACAGGGACCUUUCAACUUGAUGAUUCCUUUCCAAUUCGACUUUGUCGAUUGUAUAUAUUGACUUUAGCUAGAGAGGACGAUAUGUUUGGCUUCGAAUCCACCCUGGCCAAGCUUCUUAUAUUCCUGUCUUGUCUCAAGGCAGCCGACCACUUGUUUUAUAAUUGUCAGCUAGACAUCUUGAAUCAGAAUCUUCCCUUUAGACGUUUUCCAUUGAAUUGUAUAUCUGUGCCUGAGGGAAUCAACAUUAUUUUAAGAGGGUUAGGACAUAUUGAAACUAGGGAUGCCAAAAUAAAAGUUAAAUGGCCGUGGACUACUUUCAGGACAGCACUAGUUAAUGCGAACCUCUAUGGUAGAAUGGCAAUGGAUACAAAUCAUACAGGACAGUUUGGUGAUUAUGAAACUAAUUUAGUAUGGAAUGAUGAGGAAGGACAUCAAAAAUUGGAUUAUUAUAUUGAAAACUAUUGCCGGGAUAAAAUUGCGAAAACCUUGACACAUGAUGAUGAAGGCUAUUCUUUAAUGGAUCGUUCUGCGGCACACGAAUGGGUAAAAGAACAACUUCAAGAGAUGCCAGAUCUCUUAGACUUAUAUACAGGGAGAAUCCCCUUUGACGAUCUGAAUGCGGAGUCAUCUUUUCAAGCUUUAGGAUUGAAAAGAAUGACGAUCCUGGAUCAGGCCUUAGUGAACGGUUUGUUUAGCCCGCUUCUCGCUAUCGAAACCAUAUAUUCCCAUUUCUAUGAGAGAAUGUUUAGUAUGGCGUCUGUUGCACCUUUAGGAAAUGGCAGUCUAGGUCAAGUGUUUAGGGCUGGGAAGGAUAUUAAUCAUGCAUAUACGGCAAAGAUUUUGAGUACUUAUAUGACCGAUGACGAGAUCGCAUUCGGGUUUUCUUUAGUUCCUUCAAUAUCUUUUGAGUUGUAUGAGGACGAGUCGGAAGAUGAAUUACAUUCUGGUGUAGAAUCCCUGAUAAGCUUCCUUGACAAAUUCUAUAUUCCUCGUCGUGCCGACAACUAUGUGUUUCCAAUUUCUCCAAUACCAGCGAGUGAUGCUGGUGAUGAUGGGCAUGAGCGUGGAUCAGUCCAGUCGCCUUCGAAUUGGUCGGGAGAUGACAUCGAAUUCGCCUCAUCUCUUACUGCAGAUGAGCUUCUCGUUCUUUUCGUUCUCAGACAUUUUUAA